CCUGGAGAUUGCGUCAUACAAAAUGGUGCAAAUAGCGCUGUCGGCCAGGCGGUGCACCAGUUAUGUAAAGCAUGGGAUAUAAAGUCAGUUGGCAUAGUACGCGAUCGCCCAGAUAUUGGGCCCUUAAAAGAUUAUUUAAAGUCACUUGGCGCAACUGAAGUACUAACCGAAGAAGAAAUUCGCGCGAGUCCGCUAUUCAAAGAAAAACAUUUGCCAAUACCGCGACUAGCCUUUAAUUGUGUGGGUGGUAAAAGUGCCACUGAGGUAGCACGUCAUUUGGAAGAUAAAGGUGUAAUGGUCACCUAUGGAGGUAUGUCGCGCGAACCGGUUGUCGCCAGUACAGCUGCCCUCAUUUUCAAAGAUAUAGCAUUCCGCGGUUUUUGGAUGACCCGCUGGACGAAGGAAAACUCUGAUUCGCCGCAACGUAUAGAAAUGUUCAAUGAUUUGUGUGAAAUGAUCGAGCAGGGAAAGUUCGCCGCCCCGGUCCAUGAGAUGGUACCAUUGCAGAAGUUUAGAGAAGCAAUGGCAGCAGCUAUGAAUUUUAAAGGUUUCACCGGCAAGAAGUUUAUAUUGGACUUGCAGAAUUAAAAGAUAUUUAUAGUGUCUUCUUUUAUGUUCAAUAUCGUUUGUUAUCUUUUUACAUAUUUGCUUAUCCAACCUUCGGAAAAAAAUGUAGUAUGUAUGCAUGAUUCAAUAAUUAACAAAGUAGACUGUUUUCAAUUCUUAACAUUAAAAGAUCUAUAACUUAUAAUGGGUAAGAGAG
Rhagoletis zephyria (snowberry fruit fly) is the source of this 763-nucleotide messenger RNA. RefSeq names its product probable trans-2-enoyl-CoA reductase, mitochondrial. Gene Ontology annotation, cellular component: mitochondrion. Lineage: Eukaryota; Metazoa; Arthropoda; Insecta; Diptera; Tephritidae. Gene Ontology annotation, biological process: fatty acid metabolic process. The record is from RefSeq and is a predicted model, not a curated record.